Drosophila mauritiana is the source of this 367-nucleotide messenger RNA. RefSeq lists its product as uncharacterized. Bases 44 to 280 code for a protein of 78 amino acids. Gene Ontology annotation, molecular function: serine-type endopeptidase inhibitor activity. NCBI's taxonomy places the organism in Eukaryota, Metazoa, Arthropoda, Insecta, Diptera, Drosophilidae. The record is from RefSeq and is a predicted model, not a curated record. The transcript has 2 exons.
GUUAUUCAUUUACUUGUCCUCGGCAAGAAAGAAUAUAUCUAAAAUGCAUUUAUAUAAAAUUAUUUGCCUAAUUUGUUCCAUACUUGGCUGUGUUUCAACUUUAAAAGAUCCGAGUUGUGCUAUUGAGUUGUUUGGCCAAGGUGCUUGCAACACUUUGAUUACUCGAAUAGGAUAUUUACCUUGGGAAAACAUGUGUACUUCAAAGAAUUUUGUUGCAUGCGACACCGAUGGAACGUCCUUUGAGAGCAUUAAGGAAUGCGAAGAUAAAUGCAAAGAGUAGUCUUAUGGCUGUAAAAUAAAAAACAAUAUUAAAUAUUUCAAAAAGUCACAGCAAACUGGCUUGUUUGCUCACCGAUUUAAAUUUUAA